Phascolarctos cinereus (koala) is the source of this 1284-nucleotide messenger RNA. Its product is annotated as sulfotransferase 1C4-like. Lineage: Eukaryota; Metazoa; Chordata; Mammalia; Diprotodontia; Phascolarctidae. The record is from RefSeq and is a predicted model, not a curated record. Gene Ontology annotation, molecular function: sulfotransferase activity.
AGCAAAGAUUUGCAUAGUCCACCUUCUCAGAACUCACAUAAAUCUGUGUGAAUUCUGAGUUUAUUUUGCACAUUUUCCUUUGCUGAUUCUCUGCCUCGAUGUCACAGGAGAAAGAAAAAGAGACAAUGGAGCUGAAGUGGAAUUUGAUGGACCGUGAGACAGCUUCCCAAGUGAGAGGAAUUGCUCUGUUCAAGAGUACCUGUGAUUACUGGAAUAAAAUCUGGGACUUCCAAGCCAAACCUGAUGAUGUACUCAUUUCUUCCUAUCCUAAAGCAGGAACAACAUGGCUACAAGAGAUUGUAGAUAUGAUACACAAUGAUGGAGAUGUUGAAAAAACAAGACGAGCUCCAAUAAACAUACGAAUGCCUUUUAUUGAAAGGAUAAACUCGCGCUACGUUGGACUGGAUCAGGCUAAUGCAAUGCCUUCACCAAGAUUCCUAAAAACCCAUCUUCCUGUCCAACUACUGCCUCCAUCUUUUUGGAAAGAAAACUGUAAGAUAAUUUACGUGGCCAGAAAUAUCAAGGAUAACAUGGUGUCCUAUUUCCAUUUCCAAAGGAUGCAUAAAGGAUUUCCAGAUCCAGGAAGCUGGGAAGAGUAUUUUGAAACAUUCUUGGAAGGCAAGGGUUUAUGGGGAUCCUGGUAUGACCAUGUAAAAAGAUGGUGGGAAGCAAAAGACACUUACCCCAUUCUCUACCUCUUCUACGAAGACAUUAAGAAACAUCCAAGGCGGGAAAUUGAGAAGGUGAUGGAAUUCCUGGGGAAGAACCUGGAUGAAAAAGUUUUAGAUAAAAUUGUCUAUUAUACUUCAUUUAAUGUAAUGAAGAAUAAUCCCAUGUCGAACUAUACAUUCGAGCCCCUAAUGAAUCAUUCGGUAUCCCCAUUCAUGAGGAAAGGUGUGAUUGGAGACUGGAAAACUCAUUUCACUGUAGCCCAGAAUGAGAGAUGUAAUGAAGACUAUAGGGAAAAGAUGGCUGAUACUAUGCUCUCUUUCUCCAUGGAAUACUAAGAAGGAAAAUUUGGGAUUGAGACAAAAUGAUGAAGAAUUUUGUACUCACCCAAAGCUUUAAAGUUGAAGAGAUUGCCACUAACUAUACAAUAUUCUCAUAACAAUGACUUAAAAUGAGGAAAAAUUUUAGGCUCACUUUUCUAAGCCCUUUUUAGAUUAGUCUCCACUGGCUCCAAUUACCCCAGGAAGUAUCCUAUUUUUUUAUGUCCCUCUCCAUAGAUCUUUAACAUAGGUGCCUUUCCAUAAUGCUACUCAUAAUAAAAUUGAAUUUAGUAUA